AUGACAUUCCGCGACGUGCUGUCGCGCCGCUCCCCAAAUUGGCGCGACGCGCUCGCUACCUGGAAGUGCCCCACGCCCGCAGACAACAGCGAUGGCGCUUGCGACCCCUGCGGCCGCAAAGCCGACGGCAACUUCUUCCACAUGCACUGCCGCGGCAACAGCGUGGGCUGGGGCGAGAGCGGGGACGGCACCGUGAAUGGCAACGUGACCAACAUGCACAUCACGGACGUGAACAUUGACGGCCCUGUGCCGCGGGAGCUGUGCAUGUUCCACAACCUGCGGGAGUUUGACCUGGAUGGGGGCCACCUCACGGGCCCUAUACCCAUCUGGGUCAAGGACUGCUUCCCCAAGCUGGAGGAGUUUGACCUGUCAUACAACAGGGCGAGCCGCGCCCCCUCCUGA
Molecule: messenger RNA, 402 nt
Organism: Monoraphidium neglectum
Lineage: Eukaryota; Viridiplantae; Chlorophyta; Chlorophyceae; Sphaeropleales; Selenastraceae
Exons: 4
Coding region: 1-402 (133 amino acids)
Source: RefSeq, a predicted model, not a curated record